Messenger RNA from Acipenser ruthenus (sterlet), 5830 nucleotides. Its product is annotated as protein FAM131A-like. Bases 592 to 1473 code for a protein of 293 amino acids. The record is from RefSeq and is a predicted model, not a curated record. Lineage: Eukaryota; Metazoa; Chordata; Actinopteri; Acipenseriformes; Acipenseridae. The transcript has 5 exons.
GAGUCUGAGUUAUAAGCCGCUGCUCAUGAUUUUAGACUCAUGCACACUAAUCCGCUGCUCCGCCUGCAGGGACCAGCUACCACAACGACGCACAACGCAGACUGGCAGUGACCGAACCGGCUGUGCAGUCCAGAGAACAGAGCGCGCCGCCAAUGCCGCUGAACGCGCUUGUGAAGCCGCUGUCCAGCGCCCAUGGUGCUGAAAACACUGCACUGUCUUUGCCGAGGGUGACGUAGGCGCAAAGCGUGGUGAACGUAACUUAGCACUCAGCAAAGCACAAAGGGCUUGUGGUGAAGAAAGACAGACAACAACAGUGUGAAAUAAAGCAGUAAAGCAACGACUCAACAAAAAACAAACAGACCGGACUUUUUGAAAGCUGUCCAGCCGCGUUAUCCGUGUUGCACGCCGUGCUUCACUGCACAAUUAAAAGGGAUCUUUUGGAGAGCGAGAGAUCACAAGCUCAUGAGGUACGCUGGGAUGAUAUGGUUCUUGUCUGAAACCAGGGUUCAUUUGUUCGUCUAAAUAUCCGGUCGAUUAUGGGCUGUAUUGUCUCCAAAACGGCAAUAGGUAAAUGUUGAAGACACUGUCAAAAUGUUACCUAAAUCAAGAAGAGCUCUCACCAUCCAGGAGAUUGCAGCUCUGGCCAGAUCAUCCUUGCAUGGAAUCUCCCAGGUGGUGAAGGACCAUGUGACGAAGCCCACAGCGAUGGCUCAGGGCAGGGUGGCUCACCUGAUUGAGUGGAAGGGCUGGUGCAAGCCCAUCGACUCGCCCGUGGCCCUCGAGAGCGACUUCAACUCCUACUCAGACUUAUCAGAGGGGGAGCAGGAGGCGCGGUUUGCAGCAGGUGUAGCGGAGCAGUUUGCCAUUGCGGAGGCUAAGCUCAGAGCGUGGUCGUCUGUGGACGGAGAGGACUCCAAUGACGACUCCUACGAUGAGGACUUCGCCCCGGCCAGCGAAGGCCCCCAUUCAGCCGAUGCAGUGGGACCCUAUCCGAAUUACCUGCGGGAUAUCCUUCACAAUCACAUGUGCCAACAGCUGAGCAUGCGACAGAGCUCCUGCGAGCACGAGAGUGAUUCGUCACAGACAGUCUCCCCCGAGACCCUGUGCUCCAGCCUGUGCAGCCUGGAGGACCACCCUCUGCUGAAAGACCUGGGCUCUCCCACAGACCUGGCCACCAAGCUCUUUGGAGCCCUCCACGGUGGAGAGGAGAUCCUGGCCAAGCUGCAGCGUGGCGGGGAAAGUGCCUUCAGGAACCUCGGACACCUUAUCUGCAACGACUCCUCCUACUCUGUCUCCUACACUGAGUCGUGCUUCUCUCCUGAGGACGAGGAAGACAUGCCCUGCAAGGACUACGGGUCUGUGUGCAAGGAGGACAGCGGCUAUGAAGUCAGGAGAAAGGUCUCGGACGUGGCGUCUUCUGGAGUGGUGUCUCUAGACGACGAUGAGGAGGAGGAGGAGAACGAAGAUGUCUGAAUGAUCGUCCAUCCCUCCUCCUUGCUCUCCUGAAUGUUUUUGGCAUGCUUCACUUCGUCCCCGCCCCCUUAUCCUGAGUUUGAUAUUUUGUCUUGAGGCGUCCAAACAAUCUUUUUUCAUUUGGGUUCCGAUUGACUUGCUCUGCCUUUUGUACAAACCAAUUGCCUGGGGUUUGAUGCAAAGGCCCAAGCAGAUAACUUGCAUGAUAUGCUAAGUGCAGAAAUGAACUUGUGGUCUGAAACGUUUUAAGCUCGGUCUGUACCCCUGGUUGUUUCUUUCCAAGAACAUCUCCCAUCUAAGACUUUUUGACAUUGCAUCCCAAACUUCUUUUCCUUGGCUGAAUAAACUAAAGCAUCAAAGUGGCAUGGCUUACGCUGGGAAUGCCAAAAGAUAAACCUUUCACUAAAGAUUAUAAGAAAAUGCUGGAAUGUUCUAAACUGACAAGAUUAUGUCUUUUUAAAAUAUUUCUCACAAACAAAGAAGGCAAUAUGCUUUUAUUGUUCUAGUUUUAUAUCAUUCAACAUGUUAUUAUAGCCUGAUGAUUCUUACGUGAAAAAAACACACGUGCAAGUGUCUAAAACAAACAACAACCUUCGAUUAAAAAAGAGAAAACAAAGCAUCAAAGCAGUUUUCACUGAUGCAGUAAAAGUGUUGGUUCAGAUUUUCUAUAUUUUUGUAUCCGUCGUCUGCAUUUUUUCUGCAGCAUUGCUGUCCAGUGGUUUGCACGAAGCUUCAAGUACUGUUGCCGUAGAGAUGUUUUUUAUUUGUUAUCACUGUGUGAUAUGGUCUACAGAAAAGAAAAAAAAACAGAAUACUGUGGUAUUCAUUUUUAUUGUCAUCGUCAUGUCCUUUUCAAUGCAAGUCUGUUAUAGCCGGGAUGAAAGGUCAGCUACUAAACUUCUUAAAAGUGAAUGGUAUAUAAAUUCAAACACAGCUCGUGCCUCUCAAACCACCCCAGUCCACCAGUGAGGCCCUGGUUGGUAGGGUGUGCUGAUGAAUGGGGAAGUUCUCCAAUCAGGACACUCCUGACCCAACACAAGAACACCGGCAUGCAAUCUGCUCAGGUGUGCACAUCUCUGAACCCCGGAGUCGAUGAGUGAUUGUGCUUGUUUCACUGCUGCUUGCAGUGCCUCUGGGCUGGGAGGGGUUGAGAAGUCCGUCUGCGUGCCUUUAAGGGCUCUACUGUUCCCUGCACACAGGAAGUGUGGAUCAGCUGGGUAUGAUGAUCGGAAAGUAAAUUGGGAUGCUCAGACAAUAGGCAUCCUGAGCACUGCAGCGCAUGCAUGUGAUUGCAACACACCCAUCAGCAUGCUAGUGGGUUAUGAAAAGACCAUCAUCUGUUUUUAAAGUUCAGCGCCUCACCCUAUAUGAACAAAUACCAGCAUAUAUGUUCUGGGAGAAAUAUGAGUGUCGAACUGUAAUGUAUCAUGAUUCUAGCAUUCUAUGUCUUUUGUUUGUUUUUUGUUGUUCUUGUUGUUCAGAACGUUAGUUGUAUACUAUGGUGGUAGAAUCAUAUGAUUAAGUGCGGGCAUUCUGUUUGUGGACAUUCCGUUUACUAAUUCUAUGGCAACCCAACAACAGAAGGAUAUGUUUUUGUUGACUUUGUUUUCAGUUUUUUUUAAUAAUUGAAACAUUUAGUAUCUAGAGAGUUAAACAAACAUAAUACGCCCAAAAUCCAUGUAGACAUCAAAAGGUAUCUGUACUAAAAAUGCCCAUGGGCUCCCAUCGCAGUUCCCUUAUUUCUCCUGUAACCUGCAGAGGUUACUGUGUUUGUAGUCGACAUGCAGGACGACACAAACCUUGCCACCCAGAUGCUACAAUGCAUGAACGAUCGCUUAAUUAACUCAGGUACACGUAACAUGCUGUGCCUUCAUCUCUGCCUUUUCCUAUGUCAAUCCAUCCAAACGCCACAUUCAACAGAGAGUCAAGAGCAGUGGACAUCUCCUCCGUACCCGGUGACACCAGCAUUCCCACACUGUGCUUCUCCCUGUAGAAUAAGCAGUAUCUGUGACUCUAAAGUAGUCCACAUGUCAGAUCCUGUGAGUAGGAUGCCAGUUGGAUGCUGUUUGACUGGCAUUGCAUGGAGUAACCCAAAGUACAGAGCAAAUCGCAUCAUCUGGAAGUAGCAAAGAGAAAACAAAGAGACUUGACGGUCCUCCUGGCUUGCAGGUUUCUGUUUGUUUAUUUGUGUUGAUCACAUUCUGAAGCUGCCCACUGCAUGAGAGGGGAUGGAUCUGAUCCCUGCCUUGGGACAGCCUGCCUGCGCUGGUAACCACUCCCUGUACUGUUUACAGCAUUGCUGACCAGCCCUGAUGUAACAGAGCGCUAUGCUUCACAUUGCAAUGACAGAAAAAGAUCAACAAUUCCCUUAUGGAAGUUUACCACAGCAAAUUUGUACAGUGACUUUGCAGUCUCCCUUCCAAUGCUUUUCCCCAUGGUUACACUAUAUUUUACUAUGCUUUAUUACACUUGGCUAUGCUUUUACUAUGGGAAACUUUUAAAAAGGGUUAACACAUAACAUACCCAGAAAUAUCUCAACAAUAUACAGUAGAAACAGAAUCCCAGAAGGGCAAACCAUCUCUUUCUCUUUAAUCAUCCAGACUGGACUUGCAUCCUACAGCAGGUCCUGUGAUCUGCAAACCCCGGGCAGAACAAUGAGCUUUCUCAGUAUUGCAUCCAAACCUCUGCGAGACCUCGUAUAAGUACUUCAUACUUUGGGUUAGUCCAGCAGGUAUGUGUAGAUGUUAUUGGACCUUGGAGUUCAGAGUACAGUAGAUUUAGAGAUCACACUUUGGGCAGUGAAAGGCACACCCUUUUGUUAUAUUUCUUGUUGUACUUGCAUACACAUCUGAGAUCCAGUUGUUAGCACAGCAUUCCUAGUACUCUGCAUCAUGUGCAAGCAAGGCACUGAAAAAUAAAUGGGGGGCUUACCAUGAACAGAAAGGAAAAGCUGUGUUGAAUGUACAGUAGGUGGCGUGUUACUGUGACACACAGCGGAAUGUUCUGUUGCAUCAUUCCGGAUAAUCAACAUUCCAGGGCUCUGCGUUUCAUUGGGAGAGUUACUAGUAUCCUCCUGCAGGGUCAAUGCAUUGCUUGAGACCAAGUUAGGGCUGAAGAAAAACAUGCAAGAAAAAGAAAGAAAAGACAUACAUUUAUUUGUCUUUACUAACAGAAAGAAUCCAAUUUACUUUUCUUUUCAUGUCGUUAUAUUUCUUUCUUUUUUUGGUAUUCUCAUUUUCGCUUUGAAACUGUAUUGGUUAAAAAAAAAUCGAACUGAAACAAAUGGUUUCUUUGUGUUUCGACAGGAGCCUUUAUUCAGCUCAUUGUUGCUCUUCGGCUCUUGCACACAGAGUGCAGUCCCAGGGCUCCAUUGCCUUUCAGGGCAUUGUUUCUCACAUAGUGCUUGAUUGUGGAAAGGAUGAAAGUGCUAAUGGAAAAUGUAUCCCUCGUUCGAGUGACAGAUCACCAUUUACAUUGUAAGCAGAAACAAAAACCCCGAUUCGGAGAAAGACAUUCAUGAACCCUUGAAACCCCACAAAGACUGCUGAGACCCAGAAUGGAACUCUGUGUUCUUGAAUCGUGGUCCUCACACCGUGCAACACUGAAUCAACAUAAAGCUGCUGAUUUGAAUCUCAUGUUAGUGUUUACGUGGACUGCUACCAUUGCAGAGUAAAGUAUUCACGUUUAUAUCUGCUGAAGCAUGUUUAAAACGUGUUGCAUGUGGUUUUCGUUUCUUUCCGGGAUCCUUUGAUUUGCACGAUGUCAGAAAUGCUCUUCAAUGCAGGGUUAUGUGUGGAGGGGGUCUGCCAGGACCAACGUAGCCGCUUGAAAAAUGAAGUUCUGUUGCAUUGAAGACUUGCCUCCUCCUCCUUGAAGAACAGAAGCAGACUAUGUGAGAAACAGGUCCCGUUAGUUCAGGGUCUUCACCUGACUGCAUAGCCCCUUGCAUUGAGAAUCUCUCAAUGUUGGAAACCCUCCCGCUGUUUUUAAAGAGAGGAUCACAUAAAACUGACAUUGCAUUAUCAAAUGGAGUGUCCUAGGAAACAAUCAGUCGCCAUCUUUGGCUAUUUAUCUUUGGAAGCAGUUCUUUUUUUAAAAUUGAUUUAUUUAUUUAUUUUUUUUUUUACAAUUGAACAAUAUCUUGUUUUUUUCUCUUUGUCUGUAAUGUGUUGGUUUGGGACUCCAGGUUUAUUGGAAGGUGCCACUGUGAACACUGUUAGCUAUCUUCUUGCACUUCUUUGUAAUAUGCUCAGUGUUUUGUGUAGUAAAUGGCUCUCCUCUUCUUUGAUUUCCCUGUCUCUUUAUUUCCUUUGUUUCAGCAGCUGCCAUGAAUAAAAGUCGUUAAUGUUAUUUGAAA